Mobula hypostoma (lesser devil ray) is the source of this 450-nucleotide messenger RNA. Its product is annotated as ATP synthase F(0) complex subunit C1, mitochondrial-like. The coding region runs from base 1 to 426 and encodes 141 amino acids. Gene Ontology annotation, molecular function: proton transmembrane transporter activity. Lineage: Eukaryota; Metazoa; Chordata; Chondrichthyes; Myliobatiformes; Myliobatidae. The transcript has 4 exons. The record is from RefSeq and is a predicted model, not a curated record. Gene Ontology annotation, biological process: proton motive force-driven ATP synthesis; proton transmembrane transport.
AUGAUGUACGCAUGUGCAAAGUUUGUCUCCUGUCCUGCUGUGAUUCGCAGCAUUUCAGGGACAUUCUUUAGGCCUGUGUCGAUCUCUGUCUUAAGCAGACCAGAGCCCCGAAAUGAACAAGUACAGCUCCUCCCCACACCAGGGAGUAUACUGAUGCCGGUUAUACAGCGGGACCUCCAGACCAGUGUCACCUCUAGGGACAUCGACACCGCUGCUAAGUUUAUUGGUGCUGGUGCUGCCACUGUGGGAGUGGCCGGCUCUGGUGCUGGCAUUGGGACUGUAUUUGGCAGCUUGAUUAUUGGAUAUGCCAGGAACCCUUCCCUGAAACAGCAGCUUUUCUCCUACGCCAUCCUGGGCUUUGCCCUCUCUGAGGCCAUGGGGCUCUUCUGUUUGAUGGUUGCCUUCCUCAUCCUGUUUGCCAUGUAAAUUCCUGUGAGAUCUGGAAGAUGG